Messenger RNA from Hyphopichia burtonii NRRL Y-1933, 543 nucleotides. RefSeq lists its product as uncharacterized. The record is from RefSeq and is a predicted model, not a curated record. The coding region runs from base 137 to 412 and encodes 91 amino acids. The transcript has a single exon. Lineage: Eukaryota; Fungi; Ascomycota; Pichiomycetes; Serinales; Debaryomycetaceae.
AAAGUGCUACAUUUGCUUUAACAGGCAAAAGAUAGUUUCGGAACUAACUGUAAACCCAAAUGAAAAUAAAAAUUCCACUUGCAUAUACAAGCUAAUGAAGUUAUUUGUAACUUACAUCCCUAUAACAAUUAACUUGAUGGAACUGACAAAAAUUCCAAGAAUCCCCGUUCAAAAAAGUAAGCAUGUGGAGUCUCAAAUACCAAUUUUCCCGAAUGAGCUUUUGAUCGAGUUAGUAUCAUUCUAUAAGGUUGUCAACAAGUUGAUUUUGGAGAACGAAGAGAUUCCAUCAGCAAUACAAUUUGAAUUUUUAAAUUCCUUUUUUAGCAGGGCUUACUAUCACUUGAAGAUUCACGUUCAAAGCGAAUCCGAAGAUUUCCCUCCUCCAGCUAUAUCCAAUAUCGAAUCUAAAUAAGCAUAUACCCUUGCAUAGUGUACCAUAGAGAUAUAUUACAAAAAUUUUCAAUAUAUAUUUGGCAUACUUUUUUUUUUGCAGCGACUCGACCCAUGCACGUGACUGAACUUACAAAAAUUUUUUUUUUUUUU